This is a messenger RNA of Cryptotermes secundus, 1297 nucleotides long. RefSeq names its product proline-rich extensin-like protein EPR1. NCBI's taxonomy places the organism in Eukaryota, Metazoa, Arthropoda, Insecta, Blattodea, Kalotermitidae. The record is from RefSeq and is a predicted model, not a curated record. The transcript has 2 exons. Bases 71 to 1105 code for a protein of 344 amino acids.
UGGACACCUGCUCAAACAGACGGGUUCCUAUAUAAGGCAUGACUCUGCUGUAGUGUCAUUGGACUUCGCCAUGGCUCGUUACACGAUACUCCUUGUUACUGCAGCCAUCGCUGUCGUGGCGCUCGCUAAACCCGUAGAGCAGGAGAAACCGGUAACACCAUCAGUUGCACCAUCAGUUUUUCCACCAAGUAAACCACCAGUUUUACCACCAUAUAAACCUCCAGAUUUGCCGCCACAUAAACCACCAGUUUUGACACCAAAUAAACCAAAACCAAUUCCUCCACCACAUUACCCACCAGCUUCUCCGCCGUAUUAUCCAAGUGAUUCGCCAGAAUAUUACCCACCAGCUUCCCCACCGUAUUAUCCAAGUGUUUCCAAACCAAAUUACCCACCAACUUCUCCGCCGUAUUAUCCAACUGAUUCCCCAGCACAUUACCCACCAGAUUCCCCACCGUAUUAUCCAAGUGUUUCCAAACCAAAUUACCCACCAGCUUCCCCACCGUAUUAUCCAAGUGUUUCCAAACCAAAUUACCCACCAGCUUCUCCGCCGUAUUAUCCAACUGAUUCCCCAGCACAUUACCCACCAGAUUCCCCACCGUAUUAUCCAAGUGUUUCCAAACCAAAUUACCCACCAGCUUCCCCACCGUAUUAUCCAAGUGUUUCCAAACCAAAUUACCCACCAGCUUCUCCGCCGUAUUAUCCAACUGAUUCCCCAGCACAUUACCCACCAGAUUCCCCACCUUAUUAUCCAAGUGAUUCCAAACCAAAUUACCCACCAGUUUCCAAUCAUUAUUAUACAGUUGUUUACCAACCAUAUUAUCCACCAGGACUCCUACACUAUCCACUAUAUAAACCACCACUUUUGCCACUACUUGGUCCACCGUUUUUACCACCAUUUGGACCACUGCUUCCACCACUGAUUGGAAAACCAGGUUUGCCAAUAAUUGGGGCACCAAUUUUGCAUCUCCCGGGUCUGCCAAUUUUGCCGCCCCUCCAUCCAAUCAUUCCAUAUCGUCAAACUGAGGAACCUAGCGAGGAACCGGACACGGAGGAACCGGAUAAGGAGGAACCGGAUACGGAGGAACAUUACACGGAGGAACCGUGACCUGAGGAACCUGCCGAGAAACCUACCAAGACACCACAAGAAUAAUGUGGAACUGAGGCUACUUCGGAAUCCAAAUAUACAAGAUCAUCUGCUGCAGCCCCAGAAAAUCCUCAUGUUUUCUCGGACGAUGUUUUUCCACAUUUAAUUUGUAUGUUAAAACUUUAGACAUGUAAAUAAAUGUUGCAUAAUUGA